Prunus dulcis (almond) is the source of this 1305-nucleotide messenger RNA. RefSeq names its product protein-lysine methyltransferase METTL21D. Lineage: Eukaryota; Viridiplantae; Streptophyta; Magnoliopsida; Rosales; Rosaceae. The transcript has 10 exons. The record is from RefSeq and is a predicted model, not a curated record. The coding region runs from base 217 to 1221 and encodes 334 amino acids.
AUCAAUUCGGUGCAUUUCUUUUCUACAAGAGUUUCGAAGACAACAGUGCACACUGCAAACGGUAAAGCUCGCCCAUUUCAGUUUCAGUUGAAGCUCAACUUUUUUUUGUUUUUCUUAAAUAUUUUGGUAAGGUGGCACUUCAGUUGGCUUAUUGAGUUGGGUUUUCAGCAGUGCCAGUGCAUCAUCAAUUUCUUGUGGAAUAUUAUAGCAAUCAAAAUGGAGCCUGACAGGUUAAACUCCCCCACUACAUUUACCAUGAACUUAGAAGUUUUGGGCCAUGACUUACAGUUCGCUCAGGAUCCAAAUUCAAAGCAUUUAGGAACUACAGUUUGGGAUGCAUCACUGGUGUUUGUGAAGUUUCUGGAAAAGAAUUGCAGAAAGGGAAGGUUCUCCCCAGCUAAGCUUAAAGGAAAACGUGUCAUUGAACUUGGAGCAGGUUGCGGAGUAGCUGGGUUUGGCAUGGCAUUACUGGGUUGCGAUGUGGUUACAACAGAUCAAGUGGAGGUUUUGCCAUUACUAAUGAGAAAUGUUGAACGGAAUACUUCAAGGAUCACACAAAUGAAUUCUGACUCAUUUGGUUCGAUCGAGGCAGCGGAGUUGAGCUGGGGAGAUAAGGAUCAUAUAAGAGCUGUUGGUCCACCAUUUGACUACAUUAUUGGCACUGAUGUUGUGUAUAAAGAAAAUCUCUUGGAACCACUGUUGCAGACAAUGUUUGCAUUAUCAGGGCCUAAAACUACAAUUUUGAUUGGGUAUGAGAUUCGGUCUACAAGUGUCCAUGAGCAAAUGCUUCAAAUGUGGAGAAGAAACUUCGAUGUGAAAACUGUUCCAAAUUCUAAGAUGGACGGUACCUACCAGCAUCCAGAUAUUCAACUUUACAUUAUGACAUUAAAGCCUCCAGAGGGGUAUGCAGACAAUGCAGUUGAGGUGAUUGAUGAGAAAGACGAUGAAGUGGAGGCUGGAGAGGAAGAAGCGGCUAAGGUGAUUGAUCAGAAAGUUGAUGAAGUUGAGACAAGUGCAGAAAACACAGUUAAGGUGAUCGUUGAGAAAGAUGAUGAAGUCGAAAGCAGCAAGGAAAAAGGUGAAAACAGUUCUCUUGAUGAAGAGGUUGAGGAAGAUUGUGAGCCAGUGAGAAGACCGCAGAGUGGUAAACUUACUGAUUGGGAAGCUAGAAGAUAUGGCUCAAUGGCUGCAAGGCUUCUGCACGAUAUCAAAAUUACUUAGGUUAUAGGUUUAUAUGAUGUAUCUUGUGCUGUCAUGUUGCUUGCGUUGUUGGGUUUCAAAUACUAAUCUAGUUUCUUGCUUUAA